Molecule: messenger RNA, 1671 nt
Organism: Atta colombica
Lineage: Eukaryota; Metazoa; Arthropoda; Insecta; Hymenoptera; Formicidae
Product: PRKC apoptosis WT1 regulator protein-like
Exons: 9
Coding region: 515-1423 (302 amino acids)
Biological process (GO): positive regulation of apoptotic process; apoptotic process
Cellular component (GO): cytoplasm
Source: RefSeq, a predicted model, not a curated record
UCUCCGUGCUGUCUGUCACCUGACAUACUACGCAUCGUGUUCACACCAAAGGUGGGGGCGGCCUGGCCUAGCGCAGUGAACACAAGCAAAGAAAGCAUAGCAGUUACUACUUACUUGCGAUCAGUGGUUCUCGUAGCAAUUCCACGAACCCCACAGUCGACGGUGAAUCGCAGCCGGACAGUGGACUUCAAAUAUUGUUGCCAAGACGACUUCUUUAGUUCCAAUCUACCUGUCACAAGCACAACGAUCGAUACACCGAUCUCGCGGCCACGCUCCAACUAUGCGCCUGUUCCGGCCAAUGUUUAUGAUCGUCGUUCGCGUCGGCUGACAGCUGUCAAUCCCUUGUUCGGGUCAUCAGUGAGUCAUCGGAUCGGCAGCCGAGGAUCAUCUCAGACGAGAGUCCCACGAGACAGUAGCAUAGAUCGAGUGCUAUUAAACUUCACGGACACCCGCACGGGACGAGACCAAGCCUUCCCGCAGAUAUCGCGCACGUCACAACCUACCCUUUGUUCAGAUGUCCAGGUAUUUUUUCGAUAUUACCGGCAUGGCGUCUAGUUCCGUCAGCCAGGAAGACUUCGACAACGAUUUUGAGUUGACAUCCAGGAGAUCCAGGAUCAGGACUGCUAGGGCCAGGGUGGGUCCGGCGAGGACAGGAGAUGUGUCUUCCAUAAGUUUUCAAAAGAAUACACCCGAUGUGGAAGAAUCACAAGGCGCUUACGACACCAACCCUGUGCUUCCGCCUGAACAUGAAAACCCACAGAGUAAACCCAUAAUAAGGAAACAGGAUAAACGUGUGACUGGCCGUGUCUUUAGUGUCGUAUCCUGUUUGCACAGGCCAACGCAUAUAAACAAGGGAAAGCAGCAACGUGAUCGACGGAAACUGCGAGAAAAACGGCGUAGCACAGGAGUCGUACAUUUACCGUCGACAGAGAGCACUGGAGGUAGUACGGGGGAAGACGAGGAAGAGCUUAGCGGCACUUGCCUUGAAACUAAGCACAACACGCAUCACAAUGAAUUUCUUGAUCACGAAUUGAUAGAAGAGCGGAAUGCCAGAAUAUACACACAAAGGCGAAAUAAAAGUCAUUCUGAUUUGGAGGCCGACGAUGAAGAAUUUGAUUCUCUCAAUCAGUCCGACAGCAUUAAUCAAUCGGACCAUGGCAAUCAUGAACCACAAACGUCUGUCAAUACGACUGUAAGACCGCGCUUACCAACGCCAACAGGCGACAAUCCGCACGAAUUAAUUGAACGAGCGCAAGAGGAAAAUAGAAGGCUGCUAUCCCUUCUGGAAGAUCGGGACCAUAAAAUAAUGGCGCUCGAGGCUCGUCUUUUAAAGCAACAGCAUGAAAUGACCCUGGAACGAGAUCGACUUCGCGAGGAGAAUGCUACGCUGAUUCGCGCAAUGGCAGCGUUAGCCAGCAACUAAACUUCUUCGUGUAAUAAAGAUCACGCCUUUUUGGCUCUUUGCUCUUUAUGAUAAUCGCCGAGCUGCAGGAUGAGCCAUAAGUCGCGCACCUUGCUGAUCCCUUAAUUAUUAUUCUUAGUAUUCUUUUUUAUUUGCAAAAACGAUUUUCUUGUCCUACAGAAAUUUAAUUUUUGCAUCAUAUUCUAAUUUUUUGAUUGUUAGGAGAGUUGCAGCAGCCAUCGGCUGAAUGACUGAAAAUCCGGUAUUAU